AUGAAGUUGUUGCUGAGGUUCAAAACCCUCAAGUCCUUCAGCGGCGAAAGUCCAGAUAUUGACCGGAUGCAGUUUUCGUUCAAACACCUAGCAGCAGCAGCAGCAGCAGCAGCAGCAGCAGCAGCAGCAGCAGCAGCAGCAGCAGCAGCAGCAGCAGCAGAAGCAGCAGCCUCAGUAGCAGUAGAGGCAGAAGCAGCAGCAGCAGUGGCAGCAGCAGCAGCAACAGCAGCAAAGGACGCAGCCGAUGGCAGUUCGCAGCAAAGUGCAGUUGUCCAAACCCUCAAUCUUGGAUAUGGCUAA
This is a messenger RNA of Eimeria necatrix, 300 nucleotides long. RefSeq lists its product as hypothetical. The coding region runs from base 1 to 300 and encodes 99 amino acids. Gene Ontology annotation, molecular function: ice binding. The transcript has 2 exons. The record is from RefSeq and is a predicted model, not a curated record. Lineage: Eukaryota; Apicomplexa; Conoidasida; Eucoccidiorida; Eimeriidae.